UCCCUCGUUGUAACCCAUCAUAGCACCAUCCAGCUGAACUCUGGAGGUGGACCAUAUUAGCAACCUGAACAUCCUCCAUCUACUUGCACUCAUUUUUCACUGAGCCGAACCGCUGAUGUGCCAGAGGGGACAGUAAAAUGGGCUCCUUGCGUCACAUCCUCGGAGGACUGCUCUUGUGCCUGUCUGUCUCAGCAGCAGAAGACAAUGUUACCUCGUGUGUCACCAGGAGAUGUUUGGCAUCUCAGCUGGUAGCAAAGAACAUCGUCAGUCAGCCACAGUCACCCUCCUGUGACAUUAAUGUCAAUGUAGUAUAUCUUCGCUAUGAGACCAUAGCAGUGGACACCAAACUGAUGCAUGUCUCCAGUCGAUUGACUAUGAAAUUGAGAUGGAAUGAUCCUGAUCUUUCGUGGGAUGAGACAGUCAACAACUUCUCUAUUGUGGUUCUUCCAGCUGAUAAGAUUUGGACCCCUGUCCUCACCGUGGACAACGCAGUGGCUGUUAAGACAACGCCUGUCAACGCUGACGUGGUGGUGGAGAGCAAUGGAACUGUUGAAUAUAACAUCAACAUGGACACUACAGUGAAAUGCGAAAUCAAUCUUUUUAAUUACCCCAUCAUCAAGGACUUCUGCCCAGUGGCCCUAAAUGGCUGGUCAAAUAAGGAGGGUUGUGGUAUGCAUCUAGAGUUUGGCACCGUGACCUGGACCGCUGGAAGCACUGCAGAGUGGAUUACUAAUUCAGUGGUUCUUACUGGUUCCGGCUUCCGCACCUACCUCUAUAUAGAGCUGUCGGUCAGUCCGUUCAACCCUGUCGUGGGCCUUCUCAUGCCCAGCGUGCUCAUCGUCCUGGCCGACAUCAUGAGCAGCAUGCUGCCGCUGGGCAGCGGGCGUAACAGCUUCAAGGUCACGUUGGUCCUCAGCUUCACGAUGUUUCUCGUCCUGCUGACGCAGCACCUCCCUGACUCUGGCAACUGCAGCCCCUUGAUUAGGUACCAUUUCCUCAUCUCCCUCCUCUUGCUGGUAAUGAGCAUGCUGACUUCACUGCUCCUCACUCGCCUGUCAGGAGGCUGUGUCUUCCUAUUGUGUGGAUGUAGAAAGGUUACUGAGGACAAGCAGGAGAAGGGUAAUGGAGUGGUCAGUGGUGAUGUGGCACUAGGCAAUGUGCCUGAGAUGGAGGACACGUUUCACCAGAGAGUGUUGGGUUUCAUCGAGACCAAACAGCAAAAGGAGAACCAGGAGAACAAGCGUAUGGCCUUUGCUGAGAAAUGUGACCGCAUCUACUUAGUGCUUUACGUUUGUCUCUGUCUUAUCUAUAUGAUCGGCAUAGUGGUCACUGUUCAACAAAACAUCUGUGAUGAAAACAACUUUGGUUUCUGGAAUGAUUUGAAAUAAUGUUUACCUCAUGAUAGCAAUUCUUUUAGGGUUAAAAUUAUUACUUUUAGUUAGCCAUGUGGCCCCUCUUGGCAUUAAACAAAGACAUCCUCCCCUCCCCCAAUGAAAUGCUAAUGUACUGGUUCCAAGGACUAUCAGAUCCACAAGACAAAGGAUGUUACCUUGCUAUAAUGUAUCCAUGUGUCAUGAAAUGUAAAUAUAUUCAUGUUUGGUAUCAUUGUAAU
This is a messenger RNA of Alosa sapidissima (American shad), 1612 nucleotides long. Its product is annotated as zinc-activated ligand-gated ion channel-like. Gene Ontology annotation, molecular function: extracellular ligand-gated monoatomic ion channel activity; transmembrane signaling receptor activity; neurotransmitter receptor activity. The record is from RefSeq and is a predicted model, not a curated record. Bases 138 to 1388 code for a protein of 416 amino acids. Gene Ontology annotation, cellular component: synapse; membrane; neuron projection. Gene Ontology annotation, biological process: chemical synaptic transmission; monoatomic ion transmembrane transport; signal transduction. The transcript has 9 exons. Lineage: Eukaryota; Metazoa; Chordata; Actinopteri; Clupeiformes; Clupeidae.